Molecule: messenger RNA, 1701 nt
Organism: Benincasa hispida (wax gourd)
Lineage: Eukaryota; Viridiplantae; Streptophyta; Magnoliopsida; Cucurbitales; Cucurbitaceae
Product: serine carboxypeptidase-like 35
Biological process (GO): proteolysis
Cellular component (GO): vacuole
Molecular function (GO): serine-type carboxypeptidase activity
Source: RefSeq, a predicted model, not a curated record
AAACAUUGCCAAACAAACGUUUUUAUUGAAACACACUAUCUUCCUUUUUACAUGUAAUAUUAAAUCUUCAAAUUCUUCACUUUUCCCUCUCCAAAUUCAUUCUCUUUUUCUCUCUCUUCAAUUACAAAGAGAGAACUGAAUUAUUGCUCUUCAAUCGGCGAUGGCACAUUCUUUGAAUUUCUUGCCCUUGUUUUUCACUUUACUACUCUCUACGGCGGCGGUUUUCUCGUCCGAGGAAUUGGACGACGGAGAUUCACAGCGGAGAGAGGCUGAUCGAGUGGUCAAUUUGCCGGACCAGCCGCCGGUGGAGUUCCGGCACUAUGCCGGUUAUAUCAAACUCCGGCAGAGUGAAGAGAAGGCUCUGUUUUACUGGUUCUUUGAGGCUCAAAACGACGUCGCUCUUAAGCCUCUUGUUCUUUGGCUCAAUGGAGGGCCAGGGUGCUCCUCCAUAGCUUAUGGAGCUGCUCAAGAACUUGGGCCCUUCCUUGUUCAGAGCAAUGGAAAGCUAAAACUCAACCCUUUCUCUUGGAAUAAAGCUGCAAAUAUGCUAUUUUUGGAGUCACCAGUGGGAGUGGGAUUCUCUUAUACAAACAAAUCAUCAGAUUUACAAAAGCUUGGAGAUAAAGUCACAGCUGAAGAUUCUCAUGCUUUUCUUAUUGGUUGGUUCAAAAGGUUUCCAAAUUUCAAACUUCAUGAUUUCUAUAUUGCUGGGGAGAGUUAUGCUGGACAUUAUGCUCCCCAACUUGCUGAGCUCAUUUAUGAGAGAAACAAAAAUUCUAGCAAAGAUUUGAUUGUUAACCUCAAGGGCUUAUUGAUUGGAAAUGCAGCCAUCAAUGAUGAAACAGACACAAUGGGAAUGGUUGAAUUUGCAUGGAGCCAUGCCAUAAUAUCAGAUCAACUCCAUGCCAACAUCUUCAAAGAUUGCAAUUUUUCAGUUGACAUCGAAAACCUAACACUUUCUUGCCUUAAUUACUAUAGAGAUUUUUUAGUUUCUUACUCCAAAAUUGAUAUCUAUAAUAUUUAUGCUCCAACUUGCCUCUCUUCUUCGUCCUCUUCUUUCGACUCGAUGGUCAGACUCCUCGAUACUAUUCCUGGAAUCUUCUCGAAAUAUAAAUUAUGGAGUAAGCUACCAAGAGGCUAUGAUCCAUGUAGUGCAAAUUAUGCAGAAAAGUAUUUGAGUAGAGAGGAUGUUCAAAGGGCUCUUCAUGCUAAUGUCACCAAACUUUCAUAUCCUUACACCCCUUGCAGUAAUGUCAUCCAAGAUUGGAUUGAUGCUCCUGACUCUGUCUUGCCAAUCAUUCACAAGUUGCUCCAAGCACAAUACCGCGUUUGGAUUUAUAGCGGUGACACAGAUGGAAGAAUACCAAUAACAUCGACAAGAUAUAGCAUAAAGAAAAUGGGGUUAAAAGUUGAAGAAGAAUGGAGGGCUUGGUUUGAGAGGCAUCAAGUGGCUGGUUGGGUUGAAACCUACCAAGAAGGCCUCACUUUGGCUACCAUUAGAGGGGCAGGCCACCAAGCCCCAAUCUUUGCUCCUCAACAAUCACUUGCUCUAUUCGUUUACUUUCUUGCGGACCAUCGUUUGCCCAUAACUCCCAAAAUUUAGUUAUUAAAAUCAAUUUUAUUAUUGUCUCUGUUUGAUAACUAUUUUAUUUUAAGUUUCUUUAUUUUAAUAUAAAUAAACUUGUUUGUUUGUUAAUUGUA